Messenger RNA from Pseudogymnoascus destructans, 1020 nucleotides. RefSeq lists its product as uncharacterized. The record is from RefSeq and is a predicted model, not a curated record. The transcript has a single exon. NCBI's taxonomy places the organism in Eukaryota, Fungi, Ascomycota, Leotiomycetes, Thelebolales, Thelebolaceae. Bases 387 to 962 code for a protein of 191 amino acids.
CGCCGUCUCACUCCUGACUCGGAACAGCGUGCCAGAGUCCAUGAAGCUAUUUAUGUCGCUUUGCACACUGCCGGUCUUCCGAUGGGCCCCCAGCCAAUCUUCGAUUACAUGACCUGGUUCGUAACCGAUGACCUGACCAUCGAUCCUCCGCACAGAAAUGCGCCCUGUAACAGCGCAGUCUACCGCUGGCACUCUGCUGAAGUUAUCUCGCCGGCAUUAUACUUCCGCCCCGAGUCACUAACCCAAAUCCGCGCCGCCUGCGCAACUAUCUCCACCGAGUUCCGUGUGGCAGCCACAAGAACUACAGGAUUACAUGUCCACGUCGGAGAUGGCGCGGACAGCUGCAGACACUAUUUCCUCCUCACCGCCACAGCCAAACUUGGUGUAUGCCCCUGCGCGUCGACUCGAUGUACGCAUGGCUUCAUCCUAAAUGGACCAUUAGCACCCUUCUUGAGGACCUAUUCAGCUCUAAAUUUGGUACCGUUGAAGCUCUCGUGCGCGAAUUUCAAGUCUGCGGUGGAGAUCGGUGUGCUGUUGAAUUUUCUAACCUAGAUGACCCUAUGGUCGCCAUCAAGCAGACGAUCGAGUUCAGGGCUCAUCCUGGGACGCUGGAUGGGGAUGAUGUGGUUAUGUGGGUGAAAACUGUGGUAGGGCUUGUGCAGUGGGCUCGAGAAGCUCAUUCGAACCAGCUUAUGUCCCUUAUGGCGUACGUCGAGGCGGGAAAUGAUGAGUUUAGUAUUACAAGCUUACUGGAGAUGUUGGGUUUACCUGAGCAGGCGGAGUUUUACAAGGGAAAAUUGCAUCCGCUUAAAGUGGCGGAAGAGAAUGCUGGCAGAGAAUAUGAGAUCCAAGAUCUCGCAAGGCCAAGAACGGACAUCUUGGAAGCGUUUGGAAUUGGUGCUGAUGGGGUAGCGACGAGGGAUAAUUGGGGGAAGGAUCUAAUUUUUGACCCAUAUUACUGAAUCCUGGCGCUUCAAGAGAGUAUGGACAGAGGUAGGUUAGCAAGUGAGUCAGCAUCAG